AUGUCUCCUGGUAAUCGUCGUCGAAAAGAUGUCGGCGAUUACUGGCUAGGCAAGACAUUGGGAAGAGGUUCAUCAGGUCGCGUCAAGAUUGGUAUUCAUAAAGUUACGGGUGAAAAGGUAGCAAUAAAGAUUAUAUCUAAAUCUCAUUUGGCUGCCAAUGCCUCAGUUGAAAAGGCUGUAAAGAGAGAGAUUGCAGUCAUGAAAUUAAUCAGCCAUCCUAAUAUUAUGAGCUUAUUGGACGUUAUUGACUUGUCGGAUUCUCCCAACCUAUAUUUGGUAUUGGAAUAUGUUCAGGGCGGAGAAUUAUUUGAAUACUUGGUGUCUCAAGGAAGACUUUCUGAACAAGAAGCAAGAAAAUAUUUUCAACAAAUUAUUAUUGGUCUUGACUACUGUCAUCGUCAUUUGAUUUGUCAUCGAGAUUUAAAACCAGAAAACUUGCUGCUUGAUCGAGAAAAAAAUAUCAAGAUUGCAGAUUUCGGUAUGGCAUCACUACAGCCUACGGGUUCUUUAUUAGAAACUAGCUGCGGUUCCCCACAUUAUGCAAGCCCUGAGAUUGUCAAUGGUAUUCCAUAUGAUGGAUCAGCUUCGGAUAUUUGGUCUUGUGGAAUUAUUCUGUAUGCGCUGCUAAGUGGACAUUUACCGUUCGAUGAUGAUAAUAUUAGACAAUUAUUGAAUAAAGUCAAGGUUGGAAAAUACAAAAUACCAGAACAUUUAUCAGCUGAUGCAAGAGAUUUAAUUACGAAAAUUCUAGUCAUCAAUCCAUCAAAACGAUUAACGAUGAAACAAGUUCAAAAUCAUCCUUGGUUUACAGUAGACCCUCCUCCAAAUUUAACAACUUUGCCAGACCCUCCCACUGCCACAGAAAUUGGAAGACCUGUGGCAAAUGCUUCGGAAAUUGAUGAUCGAAUCCUGGAAACUUUGAAAGUCUUGUGGACUGAUUUAUCUGCCGAAAAAGUUGUUGGUGCCUUAUUAAAUUCUGAGUAG
This is a messenger RNA of Mucor mucedo, 984 nucleotides long. Its product is annotated as kinase-like domain-containing protein. The transcript is spliced from 7 exons. Gene Ontology annotation, biological process: protein phosphorylation; microtubule cytoskeleton organization; intracellular signal transduction. Bases 1 to 984 code for a protein of 327 amino acids. NCBI's taxonomy places the organism in Eukaryota, Fungi, Mucoromycota, Mucoromycetes, Mucorales, Mucoraceae. Gene Ontology annotation, molecular function: ATP binding; protein serine/threonine kinase activity; tau-protein kinase activity. The record is from RefSeq and is a predicted model, not a curated record. Gene Ontology annotation, cellular component: cytoplasm.